Messenger RNA from Colletotrichum lupini, 3330 nucleotides. RefSeq lists its product as uncharacterized. The transcript has 20 exons. Bases 1 to 3330 code for a protein of 1109 amino acids. The record is from RefSeq and is a predicted model, not a curated record. Lineage: Eukaryota; Fungi; Ascomycota; Sordariomycetes; Glomerellales; Glomerellaceae.
AUGACGAGUCCCCAUUCAGAGUCGUAUCGUCCAAUAUUCUCCAGAUCAUCUGGUCCGGGUCGCGACUCACCUGUUCAAGCCUCAACCACCAAAAAAAUGACACGAGAGAUCCAGCAGGAAGACAAUAGCCCCCUUCCGAUCCGAUCGAUCACUCUGCCAUCCUUGGCCGAAAUACCAAUGCCCCGUUUGUUCUCCCGAGCCCGCGAGACACAAUGCGCAAUUGGCCAACCCCCCACAUCCCUGGAAUACGGAAAGCCACCCAUCGCCUAUAUUUCGGGCGCAUCGACCGACGGACGAAAGUCAAUUCUGACAUCGGGAGGCACACAGGCGCAGAAAGGCCAUACGGAUAGAGGGGCAACCGGUGAUGCCCAAGCAACAACGUCCAACACCGGCCAGCCACUCAGCCUGAAGAGACGCGUGAGCCACCAGCUCCACUGUGCUUCAUGGCCGCAUACACAGCGGCCCAUCACCAACUUGAAGACCCUCAUUCUGCUUUGUCGGUGUGCCACGGUGCUUGUUUCGGGCCUCGUGCCCAGAGCAGGCCCGCUCUACGAUAUUGGAGGAACAUCCGUCAAUAAGAGGAGGAAGUGGUCUGGAGUAGACGAGGCCAUUGUGUGUACGCAGUAUGUGUUUGCUCCUCAAUCCCCCGCCAGUGAUUCAUCACACGCGUUUCGCGUCCUGAAGCGCGCCAGACGACCGGAUCAAGACCAGCGAGGCGAGAUGCUGCACUCCCACAUCCUCGCAUUGAAUCCGUAUGGUGUAGCGAAUGGAGGUGUGCUUGCUCUCUUUCCUCUUCCUACUUUACCGGCCUUACCUAAUGUACGGAUACCUGGAUACUUACCAAGGUCGGCUGAGCUAAGAAAUUCCUCCGUAGCUGCGUUUCCCAUCCCAACCCGGCAAGUGGAUCCCCCGCCGUCGUUGUCGUCGGCGUCGUCUCCUCACCUUCUGGAAAAACUCGGCCACCGCGAAAGCCGGAAGGAAGGAACCUGCCAUGCCUGUGCACGCCUGGAAAGAAUGGAAGGUGGGAAGAGGUCGGGUGGGCACCUGGCGACAAUGGGAAACGCGAUGGCGCCGUUUGAAAAUGAGGCGAGCGGAUUCCGCUACCAAGACGCGAACGAAACUUGCGACAUCCACUUCCACUCUACUGCGUACGACUACCUCACCAACCAAAACUUGAACGGCCCUUGGCCAGAUCGGUCCCCUAUUGUCAGCCGCGGAUACCUGACCAUGCCUCCGCCGCGCCUGAGGUACUUCGACUCUAGUCAACCCAAGUCCACGCCGAGGUCAGCGACCAUGGGAGCUGGAGCCGAGCGCCGACUUCUCAUACGCCGUCUCCCCUCGUUACCUCUCACGCGUAUACGACUUACAGCUUCAGACCGCCAAACCCGCCAUUGGAUGUGCUGCGUACGGUGUGCGGCACACCUCUCUUCGACGGCAUCUCAUCCCAAUACGCCCGACGCCCGCAUCGCGCCUGUCACUUUCGACUCGGAUUGUCCACACGGAAAGCUCCCCUGUCUCUUCAACAUUGAUCGCGUUGCCUCAUCGUGCUUCUCAUGCGCCUUGCAUGAACAAGAGUCUCACUUAGUCGUCAUCUUGUUCCCCGGCCACGACCACAGCCCUUCAUUUCCCAGAAUGCCCACCGCCUCGCCCUUCUCUCCUGCCAAGUUCUUAUUCUUGGAAGCCGGCGCGGCUGACAUCGGAAUCGUACCCAAACGUAUGUUUUUGCCCGACCCAGCCUAUCGGAUCGAGAUCAUUUGCUCCUCUAUCCUAAGACUCAGAAGAGCCUCUUCCAUCGUAUCCCUCCUCUUGGUGUGCCAAAGGGUGCUUCGGCAGGCAAGGAAGUCGUCUUACGGCAAGCGUGGUCAUUUUCAAGUCGUUUGCCCUUUACCCAAGCACUUGGAUAAGGCUUCAUCUGGCGAUUGCUUUCAGCAAACAUCCUGGAAAGGGUUGACCGCAGCCAUAUACAAUGAUACCAGGAACUUUUUUUUCUUAACCGAGAAACUUGAUUCAAUUUUGGCUGACCCCAGCGGGGCAUUUACGCUUCAGAGCACCCCUGUUCCCUGGAUUUCUGGCUUAGAUCCAAGACUGCCUCUCCGAAUUAGCAUCCCGCGGCCAGUGUCGCGGACUAGCAAAUUAAUGACCAAGAACCUACGCGUCCUCUUCGAUGAUCGAAGAGUAUGGAACAACUGGUCGUCCUUCUCGCGAAAUCUCUUCAAUUUGAGUCAUAGACACAUCCAUCUCUGCCACCAGUUUUAUUCUUUGUCGGUGAGCCCCAACCGGCAGCUUAAGCUUCUCAUCCCCGGGAUCCACUCCGGAGCUACCGUCAGAGUUUCUCCCUUGCCCUUCCAGCUUCAAACUUCCGUUUCACUCUCCCGACGUCAUUCCAGAAUCCUGGGCCAUCGGCUGUCUUUCAUCCUCGCUGUUUCUUUCGUUCUGCGCCAGAAGAAAAAUCGCCAGAAAGCUUUGAUAGAGCUGUAUCCUGGCAUUUCAACCUCCGGAGCUUGGAUCAUUCGGUUCCAGAUUCCCUUUCAUGCACACGCCCAGGGUUCCCGCCGUGUUGCAAACAAAGGCCGUGCAGGCCACCAUCCCACGUACGGCUAUCAUCCCGCUUUGUAUAUGGAAAUCUUCAGAAGCAAAAACUUCAAGGUCAUCCUAUCAGUUGUCACGAUGUUCUUGAAGAAAGGGUCCCGCAGGCUGCAGCAGCAAUGCCUAUCGCACUCCUUCAACCACCUCACUCUCGGAAAGUUUAUGGCGCAUCGCAGAAACCCGCAGCGCAUGCGUUAUCGAGGUGGCCCCCAAACGGAUCCAAGCGAUCAAGAUCCUGUGCUGCGACAGGCCGAAUCGUUCACUGGCACCUCGGACCCUCCUUCAGUUUGUACGAUCGUCAAGACUCUCCGUCUGUCCGUUGCAGAGUCGGUCGCAAGACUCCGUCACCGAAUUUUUGCCUAUUGUCCAUCACUAAGCAAAACCCAGGUUUCCCCAACCUUGCGCACUGGUCUGCUUGCUUGCUUGUCCAACCCGGGAGUAAAGUUGGAACAAACUCUCAGCUCGGUUGACUUUACCCAGCCACUUCCAUCAUCUUCCUCGUCCCCUCCAGCCCCGAAGCUCCUGUUGGUUCUGCGGAAGUUCGAGAUGUUGACUCAUCGCUCCCUGCCCGAAGGGUUGGGCAUGGUUGCUUCUUUCGUCCCACUUUUUUCGUCCAGUCGUGCCUGGCAGACGCCUUCAUCCCAGGUUGGCGGUGAAGCGUCCCCUUCCCGCUCCUUUUCGCUUCCUGCAUAUCCGGAUUCGGACCCCUUGCUUGUACCGCCGCCGGGGGUGGGAGGUGAUUGA